Salvia splendens (bonfire salvia) is the source of this 618-nucleotide messenger RNA. RefSeq names its product glucan endo-1,3-beta-glucosidase-like. Gene Ontology annotation, biological process: carbohydrate metabolic process. The record is from RefSeq and is a predicted model, not a curated record. The transcript has a single exon. Lineage: Eukaryota; Viridiplantae; Streptophyta; Magnoliopsida; Lamiales; Lamiaceae. Gene Ontology annotation, molecular function: hydrolase activity, hydrolyzing O-glycosyl compounds. Bases 1 to 618 code for a protein of 205 amino acids.
AUGGAGAAUCUCGCCGCCGCACUCGCCGCCGCCAAUUUAAACAUCCCGGUCUCCACCGCGAUCUCGAUGCAGCCUCUCUCCACCUCCUACCCCCCCUCCGCCGGCGAUUUCUCCGCCGCCGCGAAGCCGGGAAUGACUCAGAUCGCGAAAUUCCUGCAGUCGAAGAAGUACCCUCUGCUUGUGAAUGUGUACCCUUACUUCGCAAGUGCGGGGGACCCGGCCAACGUGGAUCUCGACUACGCGCUUUUCCGGCCGGGAAAGACCGUUGUUCGAGACGGCGCGAGGACUUACCUCAACCUGUUCGAUUCAAUGACGGAUGCGGCGUAUGCGGCGUUGGAGAAGGUCGGGGCCGGGGACGUGGAGAUCGUCGUGUCAGAGACUGGGUGGCCGAGUGACGGAGGGAAGGACGCGGGAGUGGCAAAUGCUCAAACGUACGUGAAUAAUUUGAUUGCCUACGUGGCGUCUGGUAAAGGGACGCCACGUAGGCCAGGGAAGCAGGUGGAGGCCUACAUAUUCGCGCUGUUUAACGAGAAUAUGAAGCCGGCUGGGGUAGAGCAACAUUGGGGUUUGUUUUACCCCAAUCUUACUCCGGUUUAUCCUAUCAAUAAGAUUGGUUAA